Anoplopoma fimbria (sablefish) is the source of this 1069-nucleotide messenger RNA. RefSeq names its product protein snail homolog Sna-like. Bases 125 to 1009 code for a protein of 294 amino acids. Gene Ontology annotation, biological process: regulation of DNA-templated transcription. Lineage: Eukaryota; Metazoa; Chordata; Actinopteri; Perciformes; Anoplopomatidae. The transcript is spliced from 3 exons. Gene Ontology annotation, molecular function: RNA polymerase II cis-regulatory region sequence-specific DNA binding; DNA-binding transcription factor activity, RNA polymerase II-specific. The record is from RefSeq and is a predicted model, not a curated record.
CAUACACACUCACACGCACACACACAGAGGCGCCCGCCGCCGUGAAUCACGGACCGGCUCUCUCUCACUCGCAACCACCGCCGGCCGUCACUCCACGCCAAAGUCCCGCGGAGAGGGAGACAACAUGCCGCGGUCUUUCUUGGUGAAGAAACAUCACAGCGCCAAGAGAGCAAACUAUGGGAGACUGAACUCAAACCCUGGAGAGGCCCACUGCAGCAUGCACAAAGACUCUCAGCUGCACAAUGACGUCCCCCCUCAUCAUCAUUGUCCUGCCCAAAGCCCAUGGUUAAAGCAGGGAGCCCAGUCUCUCUCCUCCUCCUCCUCCUCCUCCUCCUCCUCAUGUCCUCUUUCUCUCGGAGCAUCUUCUCCACACUCCUCCCCUCUUCACCUUUUGGGCCACUCCUCAGAAGCUUACAGCAGAAGCACUGCAGAUGCAUACAAACCAGCCGAAUCCUGUUCCAAAUUGAACCUGGACAUCCAGUGUGUCAUAGGAGACCACAGGAGGACUGAGAGCCUCGUCCCUUCAUCCCUCCCUCUCAUGGCCUUCUUUCCAACCAUUCCUCCCGGCGGCAGCAGCCACGAGUGCUUUGAGUGUUUGGACUGUCAGAAAGAGUACUUAAGCUUCUCCAGCCUGACCAAACACAAGCAGCUCCAGUGUAAGUGGAGCAGUAAGAAGUACUUCAGCUGCAAGUACUGUGAGAAGGAGUACGUCAGCCUGGGAGCACUCAAGAUGCACAUCAGGACACACACACUGCCCUGUGUGUGCAAACUCUGUGGCAAGGCGUUCUCCAGACCCUGGCUGCUUCAGGGACAUAUACGAACACACACAGGAGAGAAACCAUUUUCAUGCCUCCACUGCAGCAGAGCUUUUGCUGACCGAUCCAACCUGCGAGCUCACCUCCAAACCCACUCUGAAGUGAAAAAGUACCAGUGUGCAAGCUGCUUCAAGACCUUCUCCAGGAUCUCACUGUUAGCCAAGCACCAAGAGGCCGGCUGCCCGCUGUCCUGACAGCCUGUUGACUUACACCUGCUCCAAGAUACUGUUCUGGAGAGUCUCACUGGUCCAGAA